Molecule: messenger RNA, 2609 nt
Organism: Protobothrops mucrosquamatus (brown spotted pit viper)
Lineage: Eukaryota; Metazoa; Chordata; Lepidosauria; Squamata; Viperidae
Product: zinc finger protein 260-like
Exons: 3
Coding region: 1-2280 (759 amino acids)
Biological process (GO): regulation of transcription by RNA polymerase II
Cellular component (GO): nucleus
Molecular function (GO): DNA-binding transcription factor activity, RNA polymerase II-specific; RNA polymerase II transcription regulatory region sequence-specific DNA binding
Source: RefSeq, a predicted model, not a curated record
AUGUCCUGUUUUCUAAGAAAUUUGUAUUUUGCUGAUCCAGACACUCAUCCCUUUGAGGAGGUGGCUGUGGACUUCACAGAGGAGGAGUGGGCACUGCUGGAUUGUGGCCAGAAGGCUUUGUACAGUGAAGUCAUGCUGGAGGUUUCUAAGAAUAUGGCUGCUCUGGGUGAUGGUGAUGGGCUAGAGAAUGAGAAUGAUAACCAUCUUAGAUUAUUUAAACUGCAAAUGGCAGUGUCUUCAAAGAGCCAUUGCUUCUCUUUUACUUUGCCUAAAAUGCUGCAUAGGAAGCACAAACCACAAAAGUAUGUAAAAUAUGAGAGGGAUUUCAGUCUAAACAAAGAGAUGAAAAUAUGCAUGAAGUGUGGAAAGAGCUUCAGUACGAACUGUAGUCUUCAUCGCCAUCAGAGGAUACACACAGGUGAGAGGCCAUAUAAAUGCACAGAAUGUGGAAAAGCCUUCAGUACAAACUGUCAUCUGAGUCGCCAUCAGCGGAGCCACACAACUAAAAAAUCAUAUAGUUGCAAGGACUGUGGAAAGAUUUUUACUCGGAAAGGGCAACUUGCUUUUCAUGAAUGGAUCCACACCGGGGAGAGACCUUAUAAAUGCACAGAAUGUGGAAAAACCUUCAGUACAAACUAUAAUCUGAGUCGCCAUCAGCGGAGCCACACAACUAAAAAAUCAUAUAGUUGCAAGGAUUGUGGAAAGAUUUUUACUUGGAAAGGGCAACUUACUUUUCAUGAAUGGAUCCACACAGGGGAGAGACCUUAUAAAUGCACAGAAUGUGGAAAAGCCUUCAGUACAAACGAUAAUUUGUGUCGCCAUCAGUGGAUCCACACAGAUGAAAAGCCAUAUAGUUGCAAGGAGUGUGGAAAGACAUUCACGGAGAGUAGUGAUAUUAUUUCCCAUCAAAUGAUCCACACAGGGGAGAGUCCAUAUAAAUGCCUGGAAUGUGGAAAGACUUUUUUUGACAACAGUCACCUUACUCAACAUCAAAGGGGCCACACAAGGGAUAAACUGCAUAAAUGCUUGCAGUGUGGAAAGAGCUUUACUUGGAAAGAAGACCUUAAUACUCAUAAAAGGAUUCACAUAGGAGAAAAACCAUAUAAAUGCCUGGUCUGUGAAAAAAGCUUUUCUUGGAACUCUGGUCUUAUUCGUCAUAAUGUGAUCCACACUGGGGACAGACCAUAUAAAUGCAUGGAGUGUGGAAAGACCUUUUUCUUCUACAAAGACCUUACUCGCCACCUAAGGAUGCACACGGGGGGAAAACCACAUAAAUGCAUGGAGUGUGGAAACAAAUUUCGUUGGUACCCAGAACUUAUUGAUCAUAAGAGGAUCCACACUGGGGAGAGACCGUAUAAAUGUACGGAAUGUGGAAAACAGUUUGCUCAGAAAAAACAUCUUACUAAGCAUGAAAAAAUCCAUACAGGGGAGAAACCACAUAAAUGCACAGAAUGUGGAAAGUGUUUUGCUCAGAAAGGGCGACUUAAUUUUCAUAAGAAGAUCCACACUGGGGAGAAACCAUAUAAAUGUAUACAAUGUGGGAAAGCAUUUAUUCGGAAAAAUAGUCUUAUUAAUCAUGAAAGAAUACAUACAGGAGAGAAACCAUUUCAAUGUACAGAAUGUGGAAAGAGCUUUGCUCAGAAAAGUCAAGUUAAAAUUCAUCAGACAAUCCAUACAGGGCAAAAACCAUUUCAAUGUACAGAAUGUGGAAAGAGCUUUGCUCAGAAAAGACAUCUUAAAUUUCAUCAGACAAUCCAUACAGGGGAGAGACCGUAUAAAUGCACAGAAUGUGAAAAGAGCUUUGCUCAGAAAAGACAUCUUAAAUUUCAUCAGACAAUCCAUACAGGGGAGAAACCAUUUCAGUGUACAGAAUGUGGAAAGAGUUUUGCUCAGAAAGGAAAACUUAAGAUUCAUCAGACAAUCCAUACAGGGGAAAAACCAUUUCAAUGCACAGAAUGUGGAAAGAGCUUUGCUCAGAAAAGCCAACUUAAAAUUCAUCAGACAAUCCAUACAGGAGAGAAACCAUUUCAAUGUUCAGAAUGUGGGAAGAGUUUUGCUCAGAAAAGCCAACUUAAAAUUCAUCAGACAAUCCAUACAGGAGAGAAACCAUUUCAAUGUACAGAAUGUGGAAAGAGCUUUGCUCAGAAAGGACAACUUAAAUUUCAUCAAACAAUCCAUACAGGGGAGACACCGUAUAAAUGCACAGAAUGUGGAAAAGCCUUCAGAAGAUACUCUAAUCUGACUCGCCAUCAGCGGAUUCACACGUUAAAAACCAUAUAGUUGCCAGGAGUAUGGAAAGAUUUCACUGAGAGUAGUGGUAUUAUUUCCCAUCAAAGGAUCCACCCAAGGGAGAAACCAUAUAAAUGCCUGGAAUGUGGAAACAGCCUUAUUGACAACAGAUUUUAUUCGACAUCAAAACUUCCACACUUGGAGUAUGGAAAAAGCUUCAUUCAAAAAGGAAACUUAAUUGUCAAAAAAAGAUCCACACAGGAGAGGGACCAUAUAAAUGCAGAGUGUGGAAAAAGCUUUUGUCAGAAAUGAUAACUUAUUUGUCAUAAGAGGAUCCAUACUGGGAAAAGACCAAAUAAACAUAUAGAAUGUGGAAAGGG